Phyllopteryx taeniolatus (common seadragon) is the source of this 1417-nucleotide messenger RNA. RefSeq lists its product as uncharacterized. The transcript is spliced from 5 exons. NCBI's taxonomy places the organism in Eukaryota, Metazoa, Chordata, Actinopteri, Syngnathiformes, Syngnathidae. The record is from RefSeq and is a predicted model, not a curated record. Bases 70 to 558 code for a protein of 162 amino acids.
GAGUGGACAGAAGGAGCUCAUGCAGUGGAGCACACAGCAGAUUUUGGUUUUCCUUGACCCACUUGCAUUAUGUCCCUGAAAUUCCUAUUUACGGCAUCGGUUGUCAUUCUUGGAGCAACUCUGACCAUUUCUCUGGCGAAUGUCACAGCACAGUGCAAAAUCAAGUGGUUGUUUGGUAUCCCGUGUGAAGAUGUUUAUGGAACAUUGGUGAAUCAGAUCAAGGCGUGGCAGAUCCAGCAAAGCUGCCUUGACGCAGGAGAGAUAUGCUCAUAUGAACUUGUAUCGUCCACUCCGGACCUGAUAACAGCCAUACACACGUCUCCAAAAACCAAGAAUGUCAACGACCUGCAGUUUCUUCUGGAGCAGUCCACCGUUUGCAAAGUGACCGGAGAAGGAAUGUCUGAGGCCUCUAAAGAUCCAGCAGAGAACAGUACCAACUUCUGCAGCCUUCAGAACCUAAUAGACGGAAGUGACCUGAUUGAAGCUGAGGGAUACAAACGCUUCACCAACAAAUGGAUCUGCGCUGACUUUGAGAAUGCCAACUGCACCUUGUCAUGAACAAAACAUCUUAACAUGAGAAUUGGCGAGCUCGGAAAAGAUCAGAAAGCUCUCAUUGUUUUUGUUUUUUUUCUUAUAUCUAGCAUUUAAUUUUAGACUAUCUGCAAAAAAUACUUUAAGUAUGCAAGGUGAGAAAAAGUAUUGCCUGAUUGUCAUUUUAAUGUAAAUUAUUAAUGCUGUUACACUACCAUAAAUAUUUACUCUUACAUAGUGCCUGUCCUAUUUUUACUCAUGCUGUCAAAUGGACUAUACGUUGGUUUAUAAUAAAUAUGGGGCUAAAAACACAGAAGCGGCUACACUACAGAAAAAAAAGAAAAAAAAGCUGGAGCUCUUUGUGAUUGUUAUGGACCUGGACGCUUUGGAGAUGAGGUUACACUGUAACAAAUUAGUCUAAAAAUACAGCACAAUUCUGACAGGAACACAAUAUUUCCCAUGAAUAUUUCAUAUUUUUAUACAAUACAUUCUGGGUUACAUUUACUGUUUGCCAGAAAUAUUACAGUUAUAAAAAAAUCUUAGAAGACAAUAUCAACUCUGAUUUGAAUGUCUGUGACCUACAGUCUUGUAAUGAUAAGUGGACUUUUGAUCAACCCAUGACUACUUGUUUACUACUACUAUGCAUUCAGGGAUAUUCUCCCAUGUGUGUAAGAGGUCAAAAAUAAAAAAAUAUAUACAUUUUAUUGAGUUGACCAAAGUGCCGCUGCUAUUGGAUAUUACACUGUUUUAGACAUAUUUAUUCAUCCAUCCAUUUUCUGAACCGAAAAAACUGAAGGACCAAAAAAAAGGAUGUACUAUAUAGGAGGAAGAAAAUUUGAGGAGACAUUAGAAUCAAUAACUUUAAUGUGAUAAAAGUAGCUCAAUC